Messenger RNA from Lolium rigidum, 2736 nucleotides. Its product is annotated as BEL1-like homeodomain protein 7. The transcript has 6 exons. Lineage: Eukaryota; Viridiplantae; Streptophyta; Magnoliopsida; Poales; Poaceae. The coding region runs from base 487 to 2421 and encodes 644 amino acids. The record is from RefSeq and is a predicted model, not a curated record. Gene Ontology annotation, molecular function: RNA polymerase II cis-regulatory region sequence-specific DNA binding; DNA-binding transcription factor activity, RNA polymerase II-specific. Gene Ontology annotation, biological process: regulation of transcription by RNA polymerase II.
GCUCUGUGUCUCUCUCUAGCUCUCCCUUUUAUCCUUUUGAGCUUUGGGUAUUUUUAAUCUUGGGAUCUGAUUUUGUCCCCAUAUUGGGAGGAUCGAUUAUCUUUCUCCCCACCUCCGGCCUCUGCCUCUGCCUCUCCUCCCCUGUGCUCUCUCUAUCUUUAUCUCUCUCUGUCCAGAGCCUGGAGAGAGGAGAUCAGCUUUUGGAUGCAAAAUCUUCUUCCCUUCCCUUGCCCUGCCCCCCAUGAGGAGCACACCCUCUCAGAUUGAUUGAUCAGGAAGCUGCACCUCACCUCGCACCACGCGCUAGUCCAAGCAUCUUUGAGCAAUCAUAUAUUGGGUUUUACAAGAAACUGUAAGUGGAAGAUUUUAAUCUGGUCAACACUGAACUUGUGCUGAAACCUGACCGAGUUUCGUUCAAAGAAAGCUGGUUCUGCCUACCAUCUAUGCUUGACAGCAAUUUCGGCCAGCACAUAAUCAGAGCUUGAGAUGGCCACUUACUACUCGAGCCCCGGUAACGAAAGAGAGUCACACGACAUGUACUCCAGAGAUCCAGGCAGUUCAUCGUACCCGAUGUCGUCGGCUCUAGGAAACUUGCUCUAUCUGAACAACCAGUCUCCCGGGCCAUACACAGAGUUCAGCGGCAUCCUGCAGUCUCAGCAGAAUUGCAUGGAGAUGCCUGGCCAUGGUCACCAUUCUGCAAUGUCCCACGACUCAUCAGCAAGGGAGUCCGACAUGCUCGCUUCACACCUAGGGCAACGCUCGUUCGGUCAUGUGAAGGAUAUGAAGAAUGAGAUGCUGAUGCAUAUGAUGGAUGGAGCACAAGGUGGUGGCGCUGAGUUAAUCCAUGAUGGUGGCCACAACGGUGCGCAGUUUGAGUUUGGUGUUAUGAACAACCACAACUCGCCAAAUGUUCCAUCAGGGCAAGGCCAGGGGCUGUCUCUGAGCCUCAACACACAGAUACUGGCGCCUUCCUUGCCUUACUGGUCCAUCAAACCGGACAUGUUGACGCCAAGUUCUUACCACGACAGCCUCAGAGUCGACGACAUCCGGAUGAAGAACAUGCAGUCCGAAGCCUCGCGCGCGAUCCGGCACUCAAGGUAUCUGAAGGCGGCACAAGAAGUACUAGAUGAGGUUGUUAAUGUUUGGAAGAAUAUAAAACAGAAGGCUCAGAAAGAGCAGGCUGAAACAGGGAAAACAGAUGGCAAAGAGGCCGAUGGAGGGCCAAAAAGCGAGGACCAGCAAGAGUCCGGCGCAAAUGCUGUACCUGAGCUUUCCACUGCUGAGAAGCAAGAACUUCAGAACAAGAUGGCCAAACUGAUGGCAAUGUUGGAUGAGGUGGACCGGAAAUACAAGCACUAUUACCACCAAAUGCAAAAUGUGGUUUCAUCUUUUGAUGUGGUGGCUGGGCCUGGAUCUGCAAAGCCGUACACUGCAGUUGCUCUUCAGACAAUCUCGCGGCACUUCCGGUGCUUGAAGGAUGCCAUCAAUGAUCAGAUUAAUGUUAUCAGGAAGAAGCUUGGUGAGGAAGAGAAUUCAUCUGGCAAGGAAGGCAAAUUAACCCGUCUCAGGUACAUCGAUCAGCAGCUGAGGCAGCAGCGAGCUUUCCAACAGUAUGGCAUGAUUCCGCAAAACGCAUGGAGACCGCAAAGAGGACUGCCUGAAAACUCGGUUACGGUUCUCCGUGCUUGGCUUUUCGAACACUUCCUUCACCCGUACCCAAAAGAUUCAGAAAAGUUGAUGCUAGCGAGGCAGACAGGCUUGACAAGGAGCCAGAUUUCGAACUGGUUCAUCAAUGCUCGUGUCCGGCUUUGGAAACCAAUGAUCGAAGACAUGUACAAAGAAGAGACUGGUGAUUUGGAGCAAGAGUCCAACUCUUCCUCCGACAACGUACCAAGAAGCAAGAACAAGGUGGCAUCUUCAGAAGAAAACGAGGAUCUGAAGAGUGCCAGGAUUCGGGUCUGCGAAACCAGCCAGCUAAGCGACUCCAGGGCCAGCAUCGGGACCAUGAACGUCGUUGGGGCGCCUGUCGGCUUCCACAAUGAGGCCAACCAUGACGACAGUUUCAUGAACCUGAUGAUGAAGGAGCAGCGAUCCAGUGAGGCGGACGGAGACCUCCUCCUCCAUAGUACCGUCUCACAGCACUCAGACGAGAACGCGCGGUUCAUGGCCUACCACCUGGCUGGGCUUGGGAGGUACGGGAACGGCAACGUUUCGCUGACGCUGGGAUUGCAGCACCCCGGCAGUGGCCUCUCGGUUCCGAAUGCCCAGACGAACUUCCCCGGUGUCGGCGAUGAUGACAUAUACAACACCGGUGCGCCUCUCGGUGUCAGCAUCGCGUCUUCGGACUAUGAAUCUAUGAACCAGAUGGACCAACGGCAGCGGUUCGAGCAGUCGCCUUUGCUGCAUGAUUUUGUGGCCUAGAUGAUGAUGAUACAUCAGGAAAGGACCAUUGACACAAGAAUUGUAAACUCCUAGUGGCAGAAGAAUAACAUGCCUGAAAGAGCAUGGGAUUGUAGCUUGUAGUUGCCAUUUGAUACAGGAGAGGUAUAGCAGGGGCUGUAAUAUAAAGCAUAGCUGGUGGGGGUGAUAGGGGUAAAGAAAUCUUUUGUAAAGAUGAAAAAAUGGAAUUGCUAUACGUGUAAAAGCUUGUGAUUUGAGCAACAGUAUUGUAAAGUAAUGGCCACUUUUAGGGAUGCGCUAGAAAUAGUGUACAUUGUACAUGAUGGCUAUUUUUUU